This is a messenger RNA of Suillus discolor, 852 nucleotides long. RefSeq lists its product as uncharacterized. The transcript is spliced from 11 exons. The record is from RefSeq and is a predicted model, not a curated record. Lineage: Eukaryota; Fungi; Basidiomycota; Agaricomycetes; Boletales; Suillaceae. Bases 1 to 852 code for a protein of 283 amino acids.
AUGACUGUAGUCUCGAAUGAUCCUAGUUGGUGGCCGUUCAUCAGUUCGUAUCUUUUUCUCAGCUAUUGGAUGGUUGCUGCAGGCCUCGUGGUGGUAUACGAUUGGGUACUAACACUCGGAGAAGAGAUUGAACUGAUCUGGACCCAACGCUGGUCUCUUAUGACUGUGCUGUACCUGGUUAUACGUUAUGUUGGAAUAUCAUAUUUUGUUGUCAAUGCUCUGGUCAUCAUGAUUGCUCGAUUGCAUGCCAUGUACCAGGGAUCUGGGAAGAUGCUUAUCCUUCUUGUCAUUGUUUUCCUGGCUGUAAACAUCGCCUGCGGAGUAAUCGCAAUAAUAGGACUCAAGUAUCAUAGUGUAUCAGAGAAGCUAAUACUCUCUGGCAUUCAUAUGUGCGGUGGCGGAUAUGAUAGGGAUACUCGGCUUCUGAUGUCAAUGGUCUGGAUGCUUAACACUGUCUGGGAGGUCUUCACACUGUGUCUUUCAGUCUGGAUCGCUGCUAAGCACUUCCAUGAUCUGCGACGACUCGGCCCAUUGACGGGAUCGAUCAUCGGGGAUUGUUUCAGAGUGCUGAUGGAAUCUCACGUGCUUUAUUUUGCAAGCUUUGCUGGCGUCUCUUGCCUCCAGCUUGUUAUUCUCUCUCCAGAGCUUGAGAAUUCGAAUUCCAUUGGAGUUGAGAUACUCGGUGCUAUGGAUAUUUUAUUGUCCGUGCAAAUGUUUGUGCUGGGACCACGCCUCAUCCUUAGCGUUCGACAAUAUCACGCUAAACUCGUGGCCGAAUCCGACACAGAAACUAGCAUGAAUUCGAUCGUCUUCCAGGAGCGCAUACAUGUACUGACUAGCAGUACUGUGUAG